Chlamydomonas reinhardtii is the source of this 2841-nucleotide messenger RNA. RefSeq lists its product as uncharacterized. The coding region runs from base 112 to 2205 and encodes 697 amino acids. Lineage: Eukaryota; Viridiplantae; Chlorophyta; Chlorophyceae; Chlamydomonadales; Chlamydomonadaceae. The record is from RefSeq and is a predicted model, not a curated record. The transcript has 12 exons.
CUUAGCAGUCUUCAGCGCCCAAGACUGCUAGCGCCAAGCGCUCGUAAACCCGAAACCCCAGCUGUCAAUUCGGGCAUUGCGUUUUGCUGCUAGCUGCGCGAUAGCCGUAGGAUGAUAGAUCUUACGCUGUCCAGCGACGAGGAGGAGGCCCGGUCACCCAAGCGGCAGCGAGUGCAAACGCAGCCACAGACGCCUGCAGAACGCGUAGGCAGCCUCCAGGCGCCAGCGCAGGCCGCAGCCGCUGCAGCUCCCGCGACGGCUGCAGCUUCCGCGGUGCCGUGGCCCGUUGGCGAGUCUUUCGGCAGCCUCGGCUUGGACGGGCAUGAUGCUGACGGUGACUGGGACUACUCAGGCACAAGGGGCGGUGUGGCGGCGGCGGGCCCGGGCCCAAGCAGCCAAGCGCUAGCCGCAGCCGCCGCAGCCGCCGCAGCCGACGGUCGCGGCGGAGGUGGCAAGGGCGGCAAUGCAGCGGGAGCUAGAGCCGGAGCCGUUGUUACGGAAGGCGGAGACCGGCGCGGGGGCUCGGGGCGGCGGCGAGCACAGCUGGGCGGCGGCGGCGGUGUGGACGAUGACGAUGGCGACUGGGAGCCGGAGGAUGACCAUGACAGGCGGGUGCUGGCCGGCACGACGGCAGCGGCCGGGACAGCUGGUGGUGGUGGCGGCGGUGGUGGUGCGUGGGGAGGUGAAGAACGUGACGACGAUGAUGACGGGGGGGAUACGGAGGCGGAGGAGGAGGCAGCGGGCGGCGCCGCCACGAAGAAGAGGGGCCAGGCGGGCGCGGGCGGGCGCAAGCGGCUCACGGCGGAAGAGCGCGAGCGGGCCAAGGCGGAGAAGGCGGAGGAGAAGGAGCGGGCAAAGGCGGCCAAAGCGGCGGAGCGGGAACGUGCCAAGGCGGCGAAGGAGGCGGAAAAGGAAGCCAAGAAGGCGGCGAAGGAGGCGACGAAGCGCGCCAAGGAGGCUGACAAGGAGGACAAAAAGUACCAGAAGGAGGUGGAAAACGCGCUCAAGGCCAGCAUGGUGCCGCGCUACCUGCGCCUGCUGCUGUCCAACACACUGGCCGCACACCCGCUGGGGAUGGCAAUGCAGACGCACGCGCCUGUGGCUCGUGAGGGCCGGCACGAGACGUUCGAGGUGGAGGUGCACCGCGGCAUGCCGCUGGCGGCGGCUGGGUACAGGUACUGCAUGUGGGGCAUGCGGGUGCCGGCGGGCGCGGCGGAGCGGCUGACGGCGGUGGCGGGUGGUGGUGCUGGUGGUGGUGGUGCUGAGGGCUGUGCGCUGGAGCCGUGCGGCCUUCCGGACGUAGCGGGGACCGGCAAGCCGCUGCUGCUGUUUCCGCUGCUGGCGCUGGUGCUGCUGGGCGACGAGCUGCUGAGGCACCUGGAGGCGGACACAGCCGCCGCCGCCGCCGCAGGAGCAGGCGCAGCAGCAGCAGCAGGAGCAGCAGGGGCAGGCACAGGAGCAGCAGCGGCAGCAGGCGCAGCAGGAGCGGGGUCGGGGCGGGUGGGGCCGCGGGGCCCGCUGUCGCGGCUGUACGGGGAGGUGGCUGCUGCGCACCCGGGCUGCACGCUGCUGGUGUACGUGGUGGGGCUGCAGGAGGCCAUGAGCAGGAGGCAGCGGGCCAACAAGGCCUUCCCGCGCGAGGCCGUUGAGGACCUGCUGUUCGACAUCACUGUGGGCAUGCCGGCGGUCAGGCUGCACACGGACUGCCCUGACGGCGACUGGGCCCACGCCGCCACCUUCCUGGUCAACUACGGCUGGGCGCUGGCGGGUGCGCCCAAGAAACGCCAGGCGGCGCAGCCGGGCUACCUAAACAACUUUGGAAACAAGUCCACCAUCCCGCUGCGAGUCAUCAAGGACGUCCUCCGCGACCGAGCCGCAGCGGCCGCAGCAGCCGACGACGACGACGAGGCGGAGUCGCUGGUGCCGGCGCUGGUGCUGUGCGACGCGCUGUCGCAUCUGGUAGUGCCGCAGAGCGCGGCGGCGGUGGCGGCGGAGUACGGGUCGCUGGGGGCGAUCAUCGAGGCGCUCAAAGCCAGGCCGGAUGCCCGCUCCCGCGAGCGCCUGCUAGAGAACUGCCCCAUCCCGGGCGCCGUGGCUGGCAAGCAGCGCCUGACGCGGGCGGGUCCGGCGGCGGCCGCCAGCCUGGCUAGGUUCCUCACCAUACACAACGGCCGAGACGUGUGGGUGGAGGCGGGGCUGGAGUAGCGGCGGAGGUGGCGGCGUGUGCGGAGUAUGUUAGCAGCGGUGCGGAGUUUGUUGGCAGGGGUGCGCACCUGGCAAAUCGGUGGGAGGUCGGCGGGUUGGCGUGGGGGUUGGGUUAUGUGCCCGAGCCGAAUAGCUGCUGGACGGAGCUGGGUGGGGAUCGAGCUGGGUGUUUGAGAGCACAGAGACGCUGGGUGUGUGCGGGUUUGGGAAUCGUGUGCAUGCAGCAACGCCCGCCUCAUGCAACAGGGCAGGUGGGAACGAGCGGGGUUAACGAACAUCUGCUGCUGGGAUGGAGGGGGUAGGGCGUAUGCGUGGUGGUGGCGGCAAAAAGCUGUGGCUAGGGCGGGUGCAGUCUGAGGUGUGGUAAUAGGAGGUACCGCAGUGCGGCGGCAGUAGGCGCUGCUGCUGCCAUGCAGUUGACAAACACCGUAAGCACGGCGGGUGGAGCGGCAUGUAUGGGUGGGGUCGUGGUAGCCUAAACUUGCAGGACUGGUUUGUUUACGUAUGCGUACGUGCACAGACACGGCACCGCGCUGAAUGCACGCUCCUUCGGCAAACAUUAUCCUUACAAUUCGUUUGGCCCAUCGAGACGACUGCGCUACUAUCAUAUCGGGCGUUGCAACAAUGACAAAUGCC